Triticum turgidum subsp. durum (durum wheat) is the source of this 699-nucleotide messenger RNA. NCBI's taxonomy places the organism in Eukaryota, Viridiplantae, Streptophyta, Magnoliopsida, Poales, Poaceae. The record is from the annotation of a GenBank genome assembly.
AUGUCUCCCUUGCUUCUCCUCCUCCUGGCUCUAGCCCUCCCCCAAGCGCUAGCCACACAGGGCCCGGCGUCGGAGACCCAGGAGGACGACGUGCGGUGCCUACGCGGCGUCAAGAGCGCCCUCGCGGACCCCGACGGCCGCCUCUCGGCGUGGACCUUCGGCAACACCUCGGCGGGCGCCGUCUGCGACUUCCCCGGAAUCACCUGCUGGAACCCGCAGGAGUCGCGCGUCCUCGGGCUCUCGCUCGCCGGCUUCGGCCUCCAGGGCACCGUCCCCUCCGCGCUCAAAUACUGCCGGUCCACCAACACGCUCGACCUCUCCAAGAACGCGCUCGAGGGGCCGAUCCCGCCCGCGCUCUGCGACUGGCUCCCCUUCCUCGUCGUCCUCGACCUCUCCGGCAACCGCUUCUCCGGGCCGCUCCCCUCCGAGCUCGCCAACUGCCGCUACCUCAACUCCCUCAAGCUCAGCCACAACAACUUCUCCGGCCAGAUCCCCGCGUCUCUCUCGCGGCUGGAGCGGCUCAAGUCGCUCGACCUCUCUGAGAACCGGCUCGACGGCCAGAUCCCGCCCCAGCUCGGCGCGACAUUCCCCAAGGAGUCCUUCUCCGGGAACCCAGGGCCUGUGUGGACGCCCUGUGUCCUCGCACUGCGGCCGCGAUUAGCAGUUGGACAAGCAAAUUUAAACAUAGACAUGAGUUAG